Prunus dulcis (almond) is the source of this 2672-nucleotide messenger RNA. RefSeq lists its product as uncharacterized. The record is from RefSeq and is a predicted model, not a curated record. The coding region runs from base 392 to 2554 and encodes 720 amino acids. Gene Ontology annotation, molecular function: zinc ion binding. The transcript is spliced from 6 exons. Lineage: Eukaryota; Viridiplantae; Streptophyta; Magnoliopsida; Rosales; Rosaceae.
AACCGAAAAACGAACAAAAAAGAAAUUAGCCAUUAGCCCUCAGGACUAGAACUUCUGAGCUCCCUCCUAUCAAAAUAGUCUCUUCCUGGACAUGAACUACUGACUGCUGCAAAAUUGAAGCCUCCCUGAGAGCAAUUACAUGAAAAUGUAACUUCUUUUUAUCUAAACCUACACUGUCGCCUCUCUUUCUUCUCUUUCAACUUCCUCAACUACAACAAAGGCAAUCCCUUUGGGCAAUUUACCGAAAACAAAAUAAAAAUCGACGGAGAAGAUCAAGAGAAGAAAUAGGCGUAUCUCCAGCUCCUCUGCUGCGGCAGCUGCAAGUGCAAGAUGUGCUGCUAAUUGUUAAGCUGGUUUGGUAGUAUUUUUUACGGUAAGGAUCUACAGCCCUAUGGCUAUUGUUGAAUUUAUAGGGGAUCUUCCAGUUCAAGAUCCACCAGAAGAGGAGUUCUCUGCUGCUGAUUUGACUUGGACCAAAUUUGGCACUGCUGAGCACCAUGAUGAUGCAGCCCUCAUUCCAUAUGAUCGAGUGGAUGAAUUUAUAAUUGGCGAAGGCUCAAAUUUAGAGUGCCCAACAAGGUUUCAUAUUGAGAGAGGAAGAAAAAGAAAGAUGGGCAGUUUAAAGGAAUACAAGGACGAUGAGUAUUUGGAAUAUAGGAUGUAUUGGUGUUCUUUUGGUCCUGAAAAUUAUGGGGAAGGAGGAAGUAUAUUGCCUAGCAGAAGAUAUCGCCUCAACACCCGCAAUCGUGCUGCUAGACCUCAAUCCAUGCGGGGCUGUACAUGCAAUUUUGUAGUGAAACGUUUGUAUGCCCGUCCAUCACUUGCACUAAUUAUAUAUCAUGAGAGGCGCCAUGUGAACAAAUCUGGUUUUGUUUGCCAUGGCCCACUUGACAGAGAUGCAAUUGGACCCGGAGCAAAGACAGUUCCAUAUAUCUGUAAUGAGAUCCAACAACAAACAAUGUCAAUGAUCUACCUGGGCAUUCCAGAAGAAAAUAUACUAGAGAAACACAUUGAGGGGAUUCAGCGAUAUUGUGGUUCAAAUGCAAAAGUCAAUAGCCUUGCUUCCCAGUACGUCCACAAACUUGGGAUGAUUAUUAAACGGUCUACCCAUGAAUUGGAUCUUGAUGAUCAAGCUAGCAUCCGCAUGUGGGUUGAACGCAAUAAAAAAUCCAUAUUCAUAUAUCAGGAUACUUCAGAAAAAGAUUCUUUCAUUCUGGGGAUUCAAACAGAGUGGCAGCUGCAACAAAUGAUUCGUUUUGGCCAUUGCAGUCUCAUUGCAGCUGAUUCAACAUUCGGCAUAAAGAGACUUAAGUAUCCUUUGUGCACACUUCUUGUCUUUGACUCAAGACAACACGCACUCCCUGUCGCAUGGGUCAUCACACGUAGCUUUGCAAAGCCAGAUGUGUCUAAAUGGAUGAAAGCUCUACUUGAUCGAGCUCGUAGUGUUGAGCCUGGAUGGAAGAUCAGUGGGUUUUUAAUUGAUGAUGCAGCAGCUGAGACUGAUCCCAUCAGAGAUAUCUUUUGUUGUCCCAUACUAUUUUCCCUCUGGCGCGUUCGUAGAUCAUGGCUGAGGAAUAUUGUAAAGAAAUGCAAUAACAUUGAAGUUCAGCGGGAAAUUUUUAAACGUCUGGGUAACAUUGUGUAUGGCAUUUGGGGUGGAAAUGGUACCCUGGGUGCCUUAGAAGAACUAACCCAAGAAUUUGUUGAUCAGACAGCUUUUAUGGAAUAUUUUAAGAGCUCUUGGGUACCUAAGAUUGAAAUGUGGCUUUCGACUAUGAGAAGUCUUCCACUUGCAAGCCAGGAGGCAUCUGGUGCUAUUGAAGCGUAUCAUGUGAAGAUGAAAGUGAAAUUAUUUGAUGAUUCACAUCUUGGAGCACUCCAAAGAGUUGAUUGGUUGGUGCACAAGCUGACAACUGAACUGCAUUCAAGCUACUGGCUUGACCGUUAUGCAGAUGAAUGUGAUUCUUUUCAAAAUGUUAAGGAAGAAUACAUUGCUUCUACAUCAUGGCACAGGGCACUGCAAAUUCCUGAUUCUGCUGUUAGCUUGGAUGACAAAGACCAUCUCUAUGCCAAGGUCUUAAGCCAGAAGGACAGCAGCACUGUGCAUCUUGUGUGGAAUCCUGGUUCAGAAUUCUCUUUCUGCGAUUGUGCAUGGUCAAUGCAAGGAAACCUUUGCAAGCAUAUCAUCAAAGUCAAUAUGAUCUGUGAAAGUCGUCAGGGUUAUCAACCUUCCAUGUCUUUUCAGUCAUUCAAAGAGUUGCUGAUGAGCCUAUUGAAAAAACCAAUGGAUGAUUCAGUUGCACUCGAUCAGUCGAUGGCCUGGACUAUGCAGAUGUUCGAUCAAAUACGAAAGCUUGUAGAAGUGACGAGUUCUAAUGACAUUGGCACCGUGGUAAACAAUCUGCCAUUGCAGUGGGUUUCUAAGAAAGGCAGAACAGGUGUUGGAAAGCCAUCAACUUCUCUGGCACUUCCUUCUGGUUCCAUUGAUACAAACAGAGCUGCAGCAGCAAGGAAAAAGAACCGGAAGCGAAAGAGGUUGUCAAGAUUGAGAUAAUUGUUUUAGGUUGGCAGAUUAGAUAUAUGAUUCCCUACUUUCACAACUCCCUUUUGUUUCACAUUCAUUUUGAAAGAAAUAUAAAGAAAAAAAUUCAUUUCCAGUUGUGUCAAGUUUU